This is a messenger RNA of Penicillium digitatum Pd1, 873 nucleotides long. RefSeq names its product repetitive proline-rich cell wall protein 2-like. NCBI's taxonomy places the organism in Eukaryota, Fungi, Ascomycota, Eurotiomycetes, Eurotiales, Aspergillaceae. The record is from RefSeq and is a predicted model, not a curated record.
AUGUGGAAGCCAUCACAGUUGUUGGCCACGCCCGGGAGGAUAGGGGUUGGAGUAGUGAGCUUUGUGGUUGUGGAGGUCGCUGUAGUGGAAGUCGCUGUAGUGGAAGUCGUUGUAGUGGAAGUCGCUGUAGUGGAAGUCGCUGUAGUGGAAGUCGCUGUAGUGGAAGCCGCCGCGCUGGGGGUGGCUGUACCGGAUGCUGUCGCACUCGACGCUGCCGCGCUGGACGCCGCUGCGCUGGAUGCCGCUAUACUAGAUGCCGCUGCACUGGACGCCGCUGCACUGGACGCCACCGCACUGGAAGACGAUAUGCUAGACGCCGCUGCGCUAGAUGUGGACGCCGCUGCACUGGACGCCACCGCACUAGAAGACGAUAUGCUGGACGCCGCUAUACUGGACGCUGCUGCACUGGAUGCUGCUGCACUGGAAGACGAAAUACUGGACGCUGCGGCACUGGAAGCUGCGGCACUGGACGCCGCUAUACUAGACGCCGCUGCGCUGGAUGCCGCCGCACUGGAUGCCGCUAUGCUGGAGGCUGCCGCGCUAGAGACCGCCGCUAUGCUAGAUGCCGCUGCGCUAGAAGCUGCUGAACUAGAAGCGGCCGCACUGGAAGCGGCCGCACUAGAAGCUGCGGCACUGGAUGCCGCUAUACUGGACACCGCUGCACUGGAAGCUGCCGCACUGGACGCCGCUAUACUAGAUGCCGCUGCACUAGAUGCCGACGCACUGGACGCCGCUAUGCUAGAUGCCGCUGCACUGGAAGCUGCCGCACUAGAUGCCGCUGUGCUGGAUACCGGUACACUGGAAGUCGCUGCCGUGGAAGACGAUAUGGUUGAAGCCGCUGCACCGGAGGCUGCUAAAGUGGUCGUAGGCUGA